AUGACCAAAUUCCGUCCCUGCAUUGAUUUACACUCCGGCCAGGUGAAGCAAAUAGUGGGCGGAACGCUGAGCAGUGUUGCGGCGGACCUGAAGACGAAUUAUGUGUCGAAGUUGCCGGCCAGUCACUAUGCGGAAUUGUAUAGGAAGAAUGAUUUGAGAGGUGGACAUGUUGUUAUGCUUGGUCCGGGCAAUGAUGAGGCUGCUAAGGAGGCGUUGAGGACUUGGCCUGCUGGGUUGCAGGUUGCGGGGGGCAUUACGGAACAGAAUGCGAAGUAUUGGGUUGAGAUGGGGGCUGAGAAGGUUAUUAUCACAUCGUUCCUCUUCCCGGAGGGCAAGUUCUCUCUUGAACGGCUGCAGUCUGUUCUUGCUGCGCUGGAUGGUGAUAGGUCUAAGCUGGUCUUGGACCUGAGCUGCAGGAAGAAGGGCAACACGUGGUUUGUGGCUAUGAAUCGCUGGCAGACGAUUACUGAGAUGGAGAUUACGCAAGAAUCAAUUGCGUUCCUGGAGCCCUACUGUUCCGAAUUCCUCAUUCACGCUGCAGAUGUUGAGGGUCUUCAACAGGGUGUUGAUGAGGAGCUCGUGUCUAAGCUGUCCCAGUGGUGUACUAUCCCUGUCACAUAUGCCGGAGGUGCUCGGAAUCUUCAGGAUCUGGAGAAGGUUCACGUUAGCAGUCAAGGGAAGGUGGAUUUGACGAUUGGAAGUGCGUUGGAUAUCUUUGGUGGAUCUGGGGUAACGUUUGAGGAGUGUAUAGAAUGGAACAAGACGCAUUAG
Aspergillus tubingensis is the source of this 771-nucleotide messenger RNA. RefSeq names its product 1-(5-phosphoribosyl)-5- ((5-phosphoribosylamino)methylideneamino)imidazole-4-carboxamide isomerase HIS6. NCBI's taxonomy places the organism in Eukaryota, Fungi, Ascomycota, Eurotiomycetes, Eurotiales, Aspergillaceae. Gene Ontology annotation, molecular function: 1-(5-phosphoribosyl)-5-[(5-phosphoribosylamino)methylideneamino]imidazole-4-carboxamide isomerase activity. The record is from RefSeq and is a predicted model, not a curated record. The transcript is spliced from 3 exons. Gene Ontology annotation, cellular component: cytoplasm. Bases 1 to 771 code for a protein of 256 amino acids. Gene Ontology annotation, biological process: L-tryptophan biosynthetic process; L-histidine biosynthetic process.